UGAAAAAGUAGGUGAAUAGGCAUUAUUGACCGAAAUCGGUUGGCCCAUUACUCCAAACACUCGUGGCCGCUUCUACACCGGAUCUCAACCCCGGGAGCCAUCUUACGUGGCCUCCUAAUUCAUCCACCACGUCACCCUCCGCACCCCUAUAUAUAUAGAUAUCCAAACCUCCGAAAUUGACCGACGAAUUCACCACCGGAAUUUUGCAGCGCAUUGACAAUGGCGGAACAACAGCAAGAGACCUCGACCGGCAUCACAGUCACCGGCAUGCAAUUCGCGUACGACGCACAGCCCCCGCUCUUCUACGACUUCAGCCUCGAUAUCGCUCCUGGAUCGCGGUGCCUUCUUGUCGGCGCCAACGGAUCCGGCAAGACGACUCUGCUGAAGAUAUUGGCGGGGAAGCAAAUGGUGGGAGGGAGAGAUGUGGUGCGGGUGUUGAAUUGCUCGGCGUUUCAUGACACGCAUUUGGUUUGUAGCGGCGACUUGGCCUAUUUGGGAGGCUCCUGGAGCAAAACUGUCGGCUCUGCCGGAGAGCUACCGCUCCAAGGAGACUUCUCUGCUGAGCAUAUGAUAUUUGGAGUUGAGGGAACUGAUCCAAUCAGGAGAGAAAAAUUGAUUGAGCUGCUUGAUAUCGAUUUGAAGUGGCGAAUGCAUAAGGUAUCUGACGGGCAGCGGCGCAGAGUACAAAUCUGCAUGGGACUUCUCCAUCCUUUCAAGGUACUAUUGCUUGAUGAGGUAACAGUCGACUUGGAUGUUGUUGCUAGAAUGGACUUAUUAGAUUUCUUCAAAGAAGAAUGUGAGCAGAGAGGAGCAACAAUUGUAUAUGCAACACAUAUCUUUGAUGGCUUGGAAACAUGGGCAACACAUUUAGCUUACAUCCAAGAUGGUGUGCUAAAGAGGGCUCAGAAGUUAUUGGAGGUUGAAGAGUUGAAGAGUUCUGUCAAUCUGCUUUCUGUUGUGGAGUCCUGGCUUCGUGCUGAGACCAAGCAAGAGAAAAAGAAACCCAAAAAUCCUGCCCACACAUCAUCUCCUUUUGGUAUGUCGUCAAGACACAUGGCAUAUUACCGCUGAUCUUUGAUGAAGAUGGAUGAAAGUCCAAAAUUUUCACCAAUCCUUUGUUUACCCGUUUGGAGUGUUUCCCUUCUUAGACUGUAGAAAUAAGAAUGGCAUUAAAAUGGGAUACCUAGGUGAAGCAUUCGUAGUUGGCUAUACAAUGAUGCAGCUCUGAUGGCUUCUGUAUGCUAAUACGUUAUACUGACACGGGUCAUAUAAGAAAAUUUGCAGCAAUUUUAUUGUG
Argentina anserina (silverweed cinquefoil) is the source of this 1297-nucleotide messenger RNA. RefSeq names its product ABC transporter I family member 21-like. Bases 220 to 1071 code for a protein of 283 amino acids. Lineage: Eukaryota; Viridiplantae; Streptophyta; Magnoliopsida; Rosales; Rosaceae. The transcript is spliced from 6 exons. Gene Ontology annotation, molecular function: ATP binding; ATP hydrolysis activity. The record is from RefSeq and is a predicted model, not a curated record.